Westerdykella ornata is the source of this 4240-nucleotide messenger RNA. RefSeq names its product ankyrin. Lineage: Eukaryota; Fungi; Ascomycota; Dothideomycetes; Pleosporales; Sporormiaceae. Gene Ontology annotation, molecular function: protein binding. The record is from RefSeq and is a predicted model, not a curated record. Bases 92 to 4234 code for a protein of 1380 amino acids. Gene Ontology annotation, cellular component: cytoplasm; nucleus. The transcript has a single exon.
UACGCUCAUUCAUAUCCAACACAAGACUCUCUUGCUCUCUCUCUCCUUUGAGCGACAGAGCAAUGAUCAGGGAACAUCACCUUGAACCGCCAUGACGGCCAGAAUUACCUUGAAAGACCUCAUUCGAGACGCAGGUAUCACACCUAUCCCUACCCGGCAACCUCUUCCAGCGCCUUCACAGCCUGCCAUCAUUGCUAGCGAGGACGACCAUGCAGUAGCGCGGCAAUUGCUAGUGCAGCAGCGCAGAAACAAUCCUGAAUACAAAGAUCCCAACAAGCAGUUGAAACGCAUCUUCCGCAGUUCGAAAGAGAAGGAGAAAUUGGAGAACCCGGCGCGCUGGGAAUUCACUCAAGCGGAACUUGAUGAAGCAUUGUCGGCUGUUGUCGACCAACCGACAAGCAGUCCCGGGCUGGUCCAGGCUUUCCUGAGUCUGGGAGCCAAAGUCAACUUUGUCGACUUGUCGGAUGACAAGAAGCACAAAAGCGCCAAACAAUCCAAUGUGUCCGUUCGAAGACGGACCAAGGUGUUGCAACGUGCCACCACAGUCCGUAGGGCGGAUUCCGUAGGACUUCUAGCGAGUGCUGGAGCGGACCAGACGACUUUGGACGAAGCAUUAAAGACCGCACUCGCUGCAAAUGACCAGGCCUGCAUCCAAGAGUUAUUGCGACAUGGAGCAGAUGUCAAUAAAUAUCCCAACGCUCUGGCAGAUGCGGUCCGGUCUAAUGAUCAAAAUCUUGUUCGACUUCUUCUAAGAGCUCCAAAGGCGUUUAGGACCGAGAUAAUCUCGUCAACAUUGGCCGCAGCAGUCCAACUCAAAUCCGAACAGAUUCUGUCGUUGCUUCUGGGCUAUGGAGCGGAUCCAAAUUUCAAUGGGGCCAGUGCUCUGUAUAUGGCGAUUUUGCAGCGCGAUUAUCGAUUGGCCGUCGCUUUGGUGGCAGGCCCAGUUCGACCGAUGCCGGCUUCAUUGCAAAAGGCCCUCGAACCAGUGCUCCGAAUGCCGACAGUGCAAGAACUCUUCCAAUACCUUCAACUUCUGUUCUGUUGCGGCUUGCCCCCUAACUCUGCUGGUCUCUCAGUUUUACUGGCUGCGGCGUGCAAGACGAACGAUGCCAGCCUAGCUUCUCUGCUACUCGACAACGGUGUCUCGAUAACUGCGCAUGGAGUGGAGUGUCUUCAGAGUGCUAUCUCAAAUGCCAAUUGGACCCUUGCUAGAAGGAUGCUACAGAUCCCCUUAUCCCCUGCUGAUGCGUCCCGGACACUAGCUCGUCUUCCGACAAAUGCGCCGAAAACAGAACGCCUGACACUUGUUGAUGCCUUACUUCGAAAAGGGGCCAAUGGGCCUCCUGUUGAAGCGUGGCUCACUAUAGCUGUACAGGAGAAGGAUACCCCCUUAAUGGAUCUAAUCGUCAAUGCUGGGCCAUCUGUGGAUUCGAAAACCAGCGGGGCAUUGCACGUUGCGUUGCAAAGAAAGGACCGCCAGAGCAUCGAAUUGCUCCUACAGGCUAAGCCAACACCGCAGGCGCUCUCCCGAGGCUUUCCGUUACUAUGGGAAGGUUAUAGUCCCUCUGAGCGACAGGAGACUGCGCGUCUUCUUCUUGAACAUGGCGCACGUGGACCUGAAGUCGACCAGUCUCUCGUGCGGGCGGUAUCAGAGAAACCUUCGUCAAGAGAUAUCAGUCUAAUAAUGGAUCUUCUACGCUAUGGUGCUGAUGUGGAGUAUGAAAAUGGAAAAUGCAUACAAGUCGCCGCGGAGCAUGCUGAUCUUGCUGUGUUGGAGUUGCUGUGCAAGCGAAAAUUGUCUGCUCGCAUCACUUCGGCAGCGCUUCCUCUGACCUUCGAUAAGAACGGGCGCAGACGUGAUACUACUUUGCGAAUGAUCGGAAUGCUUCUGGCGCAUGGUAUUGAAGAUCCAUCGGCACUGAAAGCUUUGCAACAAGCCGUAAGAGGAGGGCCUGCGAACAUCGACAUUAUUGAUCGAUUCCUUGAGGCAGACGCUCGUCUCGUACCGUCAGCCCUGAGCUGCAUAGCUGCAGUAGACGACCCAGAAGCUCGCAGCUCAUUGUUGGUUCAUCUACUCCAAAGGAACCCCUCCCAGGAGACUCUCAAUGAGACACUGCUUAACGAACUACAAUAUGCGCUAACCCACGGCGUGACGUCCACUGUGAAGCUUCUGCUUGACUGUAAUGCCUCAGUCAAUCAUCGAGACGGUGAAGGUCUCCACGUUGCAGUAUCCGCCGGUUCUGUUGCACUCACCACCAUGUUACUAAAAGCACGGGAACCGCCGAAUCGGUCUACCGUAACGAGGGCAUUUCGUGGAAUAUUCAAAGAAGGAACCUCGAGUAACUCUGAAGGCUUAAACGACCGAAUAGCCAUCAUAGAGGCACUGCUUGAUAGCGGAGUUGAUCAACCCGCAAUCGAUUCUGCCCUCCGGAUAGUCCUUGACGAGACCUCUUCGGGCAGUGACUACGGAAAGCUUGUAGACCUGCUUUUAGGUCACAAUGCAAGCGUUAAUACCGCCGAUGGGACCUGUUUCGUGUUCGCUGCACGCAGGAGGGAUUGCAACCUCUUAGACAAACUGUUAGGCCACAAUCCCGACUUCAGCGUGAUUGUUCCGACGCUCUUGGCCUCUCAACUACCAGAAGAUGUCCUGAUCCGUCUGUUAGAAAAGUGCUUCACGCAUGGCCUCGCCUUCCAAGCUCUGGAGACCACAGGUGAUAGAACCCCACAUAUACCUGUCCUGCUGCUGGCAAUGCAACAUUUCCCCCGAGGGAGUGCUUUGGUUCAAUUACUCUUGGACCAUGGGUGCAAUCCGGACGUCAUAGUUUCCGGGAUUGUUGAACCCGUUCUAGGCGCAGAGCCGGUCUCAGCCUUGAUAUGGGCCUUGUCACAGCCUCAGAAGACGGUCUCGACAACUGUUAUCCAAGCUCUCGUUGCUGCAGGAGCGUCGCGAACCCGUACAGCGCCUCUGUCGGAAUUAAGCCCCAUUGCGCUCGCAGCACGGGAAGGUCGUCAGGAUGUUGUGCAGAUGUUGCUUGAUCAUGGCGCUGAUGCGUCGGUUCGCGACAAAUGGAAUCGAUCCGCGCUUUUCUAUGCAAGCAGUGGCUCUUUGCCUUCGCUCGUGCAGACGCUUGCACCUCAUGCCCUCAGAGACGACGGCAGCCUGCACGAGGCGGCACGAUGCUUACAACUGGAUAUAUCUCGGAUUUUGAUCAAAGAGGGUCAUAAGCCGAACUUCCCUUGUAGACUUCAUGGCGGACGGAGCGCUCUAGGAGAACUUUGUCUUAAUGCUGAAGUAACAAACGGGAUCCAGCGGACCAAGGCACGCCAACUGAUCAGGCUCCUGCUUGAACACGGAGCCAAUCCCAAAUUCAAGGCCCGUAAUGAGAGAUCAUCCGUCAUUCUCGCUCUCGAUAACCCGCGCAGCCCUCUUGAAGUCACAGAGGCACUCCUUGAUACUGAAGUAUGGGAAGAAAUCAACGACGAGAAACACAUGUUCAGAGACGAGAAGGGAUUUUGGUACUCACCCAUCAAAUACGUCGAGCUAGUCCCUUCAGCGAGUCGAGCACGUAAUAAGCAAGACCUCACCGAACUACUCCGCGACAAAGGGUGCGAGCCCAAAUUCUACUCCGAAAAUCCCGAGCAACCCGAAGGAGCAGUCGGCAUGCCGGCCUCUAUUGCAGAGCUAGCCGAUCGCCAGAAAGCCCACCUUCUCUCGCUGAAGCUUGCCAAAGAAGCGAAUGACCAUAACCGAAUGCUUGAAGAAGCAAAUCACCGUGAUAUGCUGCGCCGCAAAAAGGAACACCAGGACGCCGACAUGGCGGUCGCCGCCGCAGCACAGGCCCAAUGGCUGGCUCUUGAGCAAGCCAAACACGAUUUCGAAGUCGAGCGUGUCCAGUCUGCAGAAAGGAUGAAGCGCAAUGAGAAGAUCACCUGGCAUAAGCUGCAAAUGGAGCAGGAGCGCGAGUCUGCGGCUCAGAGACAGCAGAUCGAAGAUCGUAAGGCCAGCGCUACCUUUGCGCAUGAGGCGAAGCUGGCGAAGCAGCGGCAGGCGGAACUGGAGCAUAGGGCAGGAGUCGAGCGGAAAGCUCUGCUGGAGAAGGAGCAACUCUUUGAGAGGAACAUGAAUAGGCAGAAGCAGCUGACGGAUCGGUUAGAUGAGAGUGCGCAGCUGCAUGCGAGGCUUCGGCAGGAGAGGCCCGCUAUUGAACCAGCGAAGUGGGGAAGUGUGGACUGAUGGGAA